AUGAUAUGGGUCAUUUUUUAUUGGCACCGAAUCUUUCGUUUGACACCUGCUUAUCUUACUUUUAUACUUUUCUAUGCCACAUAUGGACCAUUGACUGAUUUUGGACCAAAUGAAAUCGUUCAAAGACAAGAUAUGGAAAAUUGCAAAAAGUAUGGAUGGAAGAAUUUGCUUUAUAUCAACAAUAUUUAUGAACCGAGAAAAAAUUGUCUUUCAAUUUCAUGGUACAUGGCAGCUGACACUCAAAUGUACCUCGUUUCUCCGUUAUUUCUAAUUGGAUUUCUUCUUGGACCAGUACCUGGAAUUAUCAUUUCCUCCUUAGUUAUUCUGUUUUCAAUUCUUCUCAACUAUUGGCUAUUUUUCCAUUUUGAUCUUCCUUUGACACUGAUUCAAGCAUACAUGACAGGCGAUGAUCACAUAAUUCAUGUACUCCAAGAUCUAGUUUAUGAAGCGGCUUAUAUCAGAAUUCCUCCAUUCAUAUUUGGAAUUUGUAUGGGAUAUAUGAUGUUGAAAACUAGAAAUAUGAAGAUUGAAAUGAACAACGGACCCGUCUUUUGCCUCUGGAUAAAUAAUACUGUUUCUCUUUACAGGUCUAAUUGGAAAGUUUAUGUCAUUACCAUUUUGGACUCCACUUGGAAAACUAACUUACUGCGCUUAUUUGUGUCAUAUAUUGAUAGUCAACGGUCUAUUCAAUAUGGAAAGAUCUCCACCUCACUUUGUGGGUGCAUUUCAUACAGUAGGUUAACUAUGAUCUCCCCAAGUAAUCCCCAAAUAUUUCAGUAUAUUACGAAAGUAGUACCGUCUGUUGUUGCCGCUUGUGGUUUCGCAGUAAUAUGGACACUCGUUUUCGAAAUGCCAUUUGCAAAACUCGAAUCGUUUUUCAUUCGAACGCUGGUUGCAAAUCCUGCUAGUGAGAAGGAAAAACAAUGCACAAAAAUUUGA
Molecule: messenger RNA, 939 nt
Organism: Caenorhabditis briggsae
Lineage: Eukaryota; Metazoa; Nematoda; Chromadorea; Rhabditida; Rhabditidae
Exons: 6
Coding region: 1-939 (312 amino acids)
Source: RefSeq, a predicted model, not a curated record